CUAUUGGAGAGCUGAUCGUUUACUCCUCCUCCUCCUCCUCAUGCUGUCGACUGUGUGGGUGUCUGACAGCUCCGCGAGUCUCAACCCGGAGCGCUUCAACACUCACCGCUCUCCGCUCAAAUGCGCGUUUCUUCCUGCGUACCUACGUUCCUCGCUCCUCAUGUCCUCCGUAACUCUCUCAGGAUCGUUUCGGUGCUGAUGUGAGUCCAGUACUUUCAUUCAUUUGGCACGUUUCUUCAGUCGAUGAGUAUGCGUUCACGGUGGAGUUGCAUCGCCUGGAUUUGCGUCUUCAGUCUCGGCGCGUUCAGGACUUCCUGCAUUCCCGGUAAUGAAGUGAACUUGCUGGACUCUCGCUCUGUAAUUGGUGACCUGGGGUGGGUCGCGUACCCGAAGAAUGGGUGGGAAGAAAUUGGAGAGGUGGACGAGAACUACGCGCCCAUCCACACGUACCAGGUGUGUAAGGUGAUGGAGCACAACCAGAACAACUGGUUGCAGACGAAUCUCAUAUUAAACCAAGGUGCCCAGAGAGUGUUCGUGGAGUUCAAGUUCACUCUACGGGACUGCAACAGUCUCCCCGGAGGUCUGGGCACGUGCAAAGAGACUUUCAACGUCUACUAA
Sinocyclocheilus grahami is the source of this 618-nucleotide messenger RNA. Its product is annotated as ephrin type-A receptor 5-like. The transcript has 3 exons. Bases 244 to 618 code for a protein of 124 amino acids. NCBI's taxonomy places the organism in Eukaryota, Metazoa, Chordata, Actinopteri, Cypriniformes, Cyprinidae. Gene Ontology annotation, molecular function: protein binding; transmembrane-ephrin receptor activity. The record is from RefSeq and is a predicted model, not a curated record. Gene Ontology annotation, cellular component: dendrite; plasma membrane. Gene Ontology annotation, biological process: ephrin receptor signaling pathway; axon guidance; protein phosphorylation.